This is a messenger RNA of Aspergillus candidus, 318 nucleotides long. RefSeq lists its product as uncharacterized. The transcript has 2 exons. The record is from RefSeq and is a predicted model, not a curated record. Bases 1 to 318 code for a protein of 105 amino acids. Lineage: Eukaryota; Fungi; Ascomycota; Eurotiomycetes; Eurotiales; Aspergillaceae.
AUGCUCCGGCUGAAUCCCGAGACUGGGGAUAUGGACGAUAAGACCCGGGUGGUGGACAGAGCGCUCCAUUCGUGGCGACUGGACGGUAUGGACCAUGUGGAGCGCACGCUCGCCGAGACCAUCCGACGCAUCUCAGCCCGCUACGUCUUCUCCGAGUCGGAUGCAGCAGAGUGGUGGACCGUAGCCGCGCAGUUCCUUGCUGGGCGAUGGCAUCAAACGCACCCGCAGCACGCAGAGAUCAAGGAGAUCCUUCAUCUCCAGCUGCAGCUCUUGUUCCAGGGUCAUUAUCGGCCAUUGGUUUUGACUUCGUUGCUCUGA